Molecule: messenger RNA, 5196 nt
Organism: Vombatus ursinus (common wombat)
Lineage: Eukaryota; Metazoa; Chordata; Mammalia; Diprotodontia; Vombatidae
Gene: ZFP91
Product: ZFP91 zinc finger protein
Exons: 11
Coding region: 417-1835 (472 amino acids)
Biological process (GO): regulation of transcription by RNA polymerase II
Cellular component (GO): nucleus
Source: RefSeq, a predicted model, not a curated record
ACCCGUUUGCAUGCACCUUCAGUAAGGUCUUCUCUCUGCUUCCUAAUUCAUUUAGGGUCCUAAAGACGUAGACUUAGAUUCAUCAAAGGGCCUCUGUGGUCAUCUAGUCCAACCUAUUCAUGAAGGGAGUUUCCGCCCUUACACGCCUGGGAAGUGGUGUUAUCCUGUGGUAGCCAGCCUUUGCUGAAAGACCUCCCCCUCUAGGGGUGAUUCCACCGCUUCUGCUUUUAGACAGCCUGAAUUGUUUUCCUGACAUCAAGCCUAGACUUGCCUCAUUGCCGCUUUGACCCCGUGCUUCUUGUUCCUCCCACUGGGGACAAACAGAACAAAUCUGGUCCCUCUAGCCCGUGGCAGACCUUCCAGUAGUUGAAGAGCCCAAUCUAUCGUGUCCGCCAGAUCUUCUCUUGAAGCUGAACAUGUCCAUUUCCUUCAGUGUGUCCUCAUAUGUCAUGGACUCAAGAUACACAGAAAAAGUAGUGGCAACCAGUAAAGAUCCCAAGGAAGAGAAGGAGGAGGAAGACAGCUCUACCCUUUCUCAGGAAGCUCCCAUCGCUGCUGCUCGGCCCAGCCGGGGCUGGCGUAGCAGCAGCAGGACUGCCUCACGCCAGUGUGAUACAGAGAACACGAGAAGUUCAAGGUCCAAGACUGGCUCCUUGCAGCUGAUCUGCAAAUCAGAACCCAAUACAGAACAGCUUGAAUACGAGAUCGCAGAAGAACAUCAGUCUCCUGGUGGAGUAAGUAGUGAUGAGGAGGAGGAGGAGGAAGAGGAGAUGUUGAUCAGCGAAGAGGAAAUACCCUUCAAAGACGACCCAAGAGAUGAGACCUACAAACCCCACUUAGAAAGGGAAGCCCCAAAGCCACGGAGAAAAUCAGGGAAGGUGAAAGAAGAGAAAGAAAAGAAAGAAAUUAAAGUGGAAGUGGAGGUGGAGGUCAAAGAAGAAGAAAAUGAAAUUAGGGACGAUGAGGAGCCUCCUAGGAAGAGAGGAAGGAGGCGAAAAGAUGACAAAAGCCCACGAUUACCCAAAAGGAGGAAGAAACCUCCGAUCCAGUAUGUUCGUUGCGAGAUGGAAGGCUGUGGAACCGUUCUUGCUCACCCUCGAUAUCUGCAACACCACAUUAAAUACCAGCAUAUGCUGAAGAAGAAAUAUGUGUGUCCUCAUCCUUCCUGUGGACGACUCUUUAGGCUCCAGAAGCAGCUGUUGCGACAUGCCAAACAUCACACAGAUCAAAGGGAUUACAUUUGUGAGUACUGUGCUCGGGCCUUCAAGAGCUCCCACAACUUGGCAGUUCACCGGAUGAUCCACACUGGCGAGAAGCCACUCCAGUGUGAGAUCUGUGGAUUCACCUGUAGGCAAAAGGCUUCCCUCAACUGGCACAUGAAGAAGCACGAUGCAGAUUCCUUCUACCAGUUUUCUUGCAAUAUUUGUGGCAAGAAGUUUGAGAAGAAGGACAGCGUGGUGGCCCACAAAGCAAAAAGCCACCCCGAGGUGCUGAUUGCUGAAGCUCUGGCUGCCAAUGCUGGAGCCCUAAUCACCAGCACAGAUAUCCUGGGUACUAACCCAGAGUCCCUGGCACAACCCACUGAUGCCCAGGGCCUUCCCCUUCUUCCAGAGCCCUUGGGGAACUCGGCCCCUGCGGAGUGCCUCCUGCUAGAUUCGGAAGGGAUGCCCAAGGCAUUCUGCAGCGGGGCAGAGCGGGUGAGCCUGAUGGCGGAUGGAAAGAUCUUUGUGGGGAGUGGCAGCAGUGGAGGCCCAGAAGGGCUGGUCAUGAACACGGAGAUUCUCGGGGCCACGACAGAGGUUCUGAUUGAAGAUUCAGACUCUGCUGGACCGUAGGGGCAUUGGGACAAUUCAGACUUUGUAUUUAAAAAAAGGAAAAAAAAUGGAAAAAAAUGACAAAGUUAAAACAGAUUUAAAAUACUAGUAAAAGUAACUGAAGGGCCUGCUCCUCCCAGUGUGGAACAUAGCACACCCCCUUUCCCUCCAUCCUUACGCCAUUGGCCCCUUUAUGAAAGUAAUGCUGCUUUCACCAAUGAUAGACAGAAGAAACUCUCAAAGCAAAGUGAGGGAAAUCCUCACGCCCAAUUCAAGCCAGACAGACUUUCCUGACCUUUGGCAGACCUCUUCCUUCGCCUUUUCCUUUCUUAGACUGUCGUUUUGAUGCGCUUGGCUUCUUACUCUUUUAACAGAUUCCUGUCCUCUCAGUCUUAUCUCCUCUUCUACUGCAGCCUUGGCAUUCUUCUUUCUUCCCUAUUGCAGCACUCAGCCUCACUUUGUUGUAUUCCCCUGGAUUCGGAGCUUACCUUGGCACUUUAGGGCCCCUCCUCAGGGUGAGCUGUCCAACAGCCCACAUCCUUCAUCCCCAUUUUCUUUCAUUUCCCACUGAGCUUUUGAAAGAAAGGCUGCAUGGGGACCUCCACCUCCCUCCCCUUUCUUCCCAACACCUCCAUAUGGCUCUCAGUGGUGCUUACUUGCUUAGCAGCAGGUUUUCUGGAGAGGGAGGGGUUGCCCUCUAUACAUUCUCUGACUGGAAAACAGAGCUCUAUGUUGGAGAGACACAAGAGUCCCAGACUGAUGACAGAAAUUUGCACUUUGAACAUACGUGUUUUUGUGUUGUGGAAACACAAUUCCUUAUUUAUUGACAAAAGGUCUGAUUUUUUGUUUUUGUUGUUAUUUUUUUUGUGGGGCUAGGAAAGUGAACUAUUCUGAUAUGGGAUCCUUCCCACAAUAGGUACUUUUGGAGGCAAGACUGUAAGGUAUAAGAUAUAUAGCCAGCCCCUCAAAUCAUAGUUUUCUAGUGGCCUCUAAGAAGAGCUGGUCCUCAGCACUAAGAGAAUCACUAUAGUAGCUUAGUGAUCGUUUGAAAAAUCUUUUCAGGGAAGGGUGAAAGGCUUGAUGAAAAUUAGUGCCCUCUUUGGAUUUCUAGAGCAAUGAGCUUCAGUGUUUUUGAGAGAGAGAGGAGGGCUGUUUCAGGGUAUGUAUGAACUGCAAGAAACAAGAAUUUCUCUUGUAAGUCUGUCUUUUUCCCCUUAGACCUUCUUAGGUCAUUUAUUCCCAUCUAUUGCUAUGAUAUUCAUCGCUUUGUCAUUGUCUGCUUCAUUCCAGUGCCCUCUGUUAAGACACUGCCUCUUAAGGGGUCAAAGCAUGGCAUCUUGUGAUUUGAUUUCAUAAAAAAGUACCCAGCUCUGUUGCUCUCUGAUGGUUUUGCCCUUUCUUCAAAAGAGUGAGGCUACAACAGAUGUAGGGAUACAGUCAACUUGCUGCCUUUCAUUUUGAACUGGAAUCUAGGGGCAGGGGAGGAGGGGUCCUCCAUUGUCCCUUCUAGCAAAUUUGUGUACCCUAAGUACUAUCCAGGGGUAUGCUGCUUUAUGGACUAGUGUCUGGUAUAACUUUAACCUUCAAAAGACUGCCUGUCCAGUCUCAUUUUUAGAGCAUCAGAAGGGCGGUGGUUGUCCUUGAGAAAGGCUUUAUUGUGUACCUCAAGUGGUAGGCAUGAAGUUGAGAAAUGGGUGGUGACUGUUAGAGGAAAGAAGGUUUGUUGGAAAAGGUGAGGAACAGCUGCUUUUCAUGAACACUAAAAAUACAAAGGUUAUCAUUUUUCUAUCUUGAUUUUUCUUUUUUUUUUCUUCUCCCUUCUCUCCCUCCUUCCCCCCCCCCCCACACCCUUGAAGAAAAGCGUGACACCAAAAUGUCAUCUUUGAAAGAAGCUUGACUUUACCACUUGUUGCCGAGCAGGCCUGCCAGGAGAAUGGGGAGUGGAGCUCCCACAGUGGACGAAGUCUCAAAUACCCCAUUGUUUCUUAGAUUUGCAGGCCCUUGGCUGUGGGGGUAGAGAGUAAAAGGGGACAAGGAUGGGGCCUGAUGGGGAAUAUGCUUUCCUUCAAGCCCUAGGGGGUGGCCAGUUGACUUGGUAUGUUGAGAACGUUUGAAAAGGCCACGAAACCUGAUCAAAUGGGGCCGCCCACAUGAAGGCCCAGUCUGUACUGGCUACACCAGCUAGCACCCAUUCCACCCCUCAUCAGUUGUUUAGCCCUUUGCUUUUUUUCAAUAUAUUUCAGUUGUGGUGGUUAGUGUCUUCACAGAUACCACUGCCACUCCACUAGAAGCAAACUCCACACAUAGCUUGUCUAAGGAAAGGGAGAGAGCUGUGUCAGAUUCCCCUUCCACCCCCAACUAGUUCUAACACUUAGAAACUUCCUACUUCUCUCAUUCCUUGUCCUUUUCUCUGCCACCACUCGCGUGCAUGCAGUUUGCUUCAAUUAAAUUAUUGUAGUUUGCAAUAAACACUUUGUAUUUUUCAUGGGCUUUAUUUUAUUUUUCCUUUUGGGAACAUUUGGGGAAAAGAACAUGGUAUGGAAUUGGGAGUUGAUUUCCUGCUCUCUUUUUAAGUAAACUAAUAUCUUGCAUCCUUCCCCUUUGUGUUUUCUUCUCCAUCCCCCCUCUCCUUUCCUUAAAGUUGACUUAAGUGCACUUCCGAGGAGCCUUACAUGCACAUCUCCUACCCCUGGUCCAGAAAUAGUCCAAUCCUGUUAUAUUUAAAUUGUGUCCAUUUUAGCUCUGUGUUCUCCUUUUGAAUGGACACUUGUCACGUUGCACUGUACCUCAAAAGUAGAUUACUGGUUGGCAUGAGGCUGCAAAUUGAGCAGGGAGCUGUGUUUUCUCCUUGUUUAGAGGGACAUCUUGUAAUCAUUUUUGCAUGAUUGAGACACCAUCUUAAAAUGAGAUUCAGAUAGAGGUUUGGAUGUGAUAACUGGCCAUGAGGAACUGGGCUUUUAGGGUGUGAAGCAGCUUGCGUAUGGAAGUGCCUGUACCAGUUCCAUACCUGCAUGAGGCAGAGAGCAGAAGGGACACAGUUGGCUCUGACUAAGGCGUUUGAUGAACCAUCUUUCCCCUUCUCCCUCUUUGUCCUCUUCCCUCCUCCCAGAUGUAAUAUUCAAGGAAAAAGAAGUAAUGGAUCAAUUUAAAAUAUUUUAUUUCUCAAAGACCUCUCUUUUUCGCCUGUUGAAACAUGCAGGACCCUUCUUAAUUGAAUGGGAGAGACAGGUACUUAACUGAACCUAGGUUGGAAAAGUUAUGUAAAAAAAUUAUAAUAAAAGGGAUACUCUGCUUUUCAAUUCCUGUUGUUUUCUCUUAAUCUAGGUAAAACAUAAUGAAAAUAAAUGUGUAAAGAAGAAAAAUAAAAGUUGUCUUCAUGGAA